CGUGUCCCCUGCGUGACGUUCUCGCGAGCCUUUAUUUCCGCCGACCGGGUUUUGUACGUCGUCGCUAGGAGCAGCAAGGUAGUGAAGACGCGCGCGCAGACGCCCUUCCUGAGGCCUGACGGGACGGCGAGAGGCCCACCGCGCGCGAGGCCAAGAUGUCAGAAGAUCUUGCAAAACAGUUAGCCAGCUAUAAAGCUCAGCUCCAACAAGUUGAAGCUGCAUUGACUGGAAAUGGAGAUAAUGAAGAUCUACUGAAACUAAAGAAAGACCUACAGGAAGUGAUAGAAUUAACCAAAGACCUCCUUUCAACACAACCUUCAGAAACUCUUGCAAGUUCUGAUAGCUCCGCUUCAGUUCUGCCCAGUCACACUUGGAAAGUUGGAGACCGAUGUAUGGCAAUAUGGAGUGAAGAUGGACAGUGUUAUGAAGCGGAAAUUGAAGAGAUAGAUGAAGAGAAUGGUACUGCUGCAGUCACCUUUUCGGGAUAUGGCAAUGCUGAAGUCACACCCCUGCUCAAUCUGAAACCUGUGGAAGAAGGAAGGAAAACAAAAGAAGACAGUGGCAACAAGCCCAUGUCUAAGAAAGAAAUGAUUGCUCAGCAACGAGAAUAUAAAAAGAAGAAAGCUUUGAAAAAGGCCCAGCGAAUCAAAGAAUUGGAACAGGAACGAGAGGAUCAGAAAGUCAAAUGGCAGCAGUUCAACAACAGAGCAUAUUCGAAAAACAAAAAAGGGCAGGUAAAGCGAAGCAUCUUUGCUUCUCCUGAGAGCGUAACAGGCAAGGUUGGAGUUGGGACAUGUGGAAUUGCAGACAAACCCAUGACACAGUAUCAAGAUACAUCCAAGUACAAUGUCAGACAUUUGAUGCCCCAGUAAUUGAACAGGAAAUGGCUGAGCAUCACCUCUGCAGGGCUUUACAUUUACCUUUUUAUUGUUAUAUUUUUCUAAAAGUAAACUAUUGGCGCGUAGUGAAAAUGGUGGUUGCCAUGACUUGGCUUAUGCUGGUACAAGCCUUAAGUAAACAAUCGCUAUUCAGAUGACCCCUUUACUGUUACAAAACUUUCUUUGCAUAAAUGUGCACAAGUCAGAUGUGGGUGGAAGAAAUGCCCUUUUUGUUAUAGUGAAGCCUAGAAUGUCUUCACUUGGGCAUUUGGUAAGAAUACCAUCAAACAAAUGCUUGUGUAAUAAAAUAGUUACCCCAGUUUUCUUACCCCCUUUUAUGUGCAUAUAGUCCUGUCAUCUUGUUGCAUGGACAAAUGUUGAGUGCUUUUUAUCACAGUGGAGCUGGUCCAGCUACGGGAGAUUUACCUGGAUUUCAUCCUAGUUUGAAUGCAAGACUAAAUAUAUAUUGAGAACAGCUCACACUUGCUUCCUUGGCUUGCACAAUUCUAAUGAAUCUGGCCCAAACACACUCCAAUUAUUCAUGAGCCCAAAACCAUGCCAUUUGACUUUUAAGGUAACAGGUUGCAUGUGCAGGGCAGGAAGCAUUGAGCAAAUGUUCUUCCUUACCAGUGGAACCAGUGGUCCAGUAUUGGCUGGCCUUGGUUGCCACCUGAAAUUUGUGCUGCCUGCAGAGCCAGCUACCCUUCUAGAGGGGAAAGAGAGAACUUCGUCUGUGACAUCAUAUUAAGCUUCAGAGGUACUCUGAACUCCUCCAGAGCUCAGCAUGACUACAGAAGCAUGCCUGUGCCUUGCUCCCUCAGCUCUAAGCUGGGUGUUGAGGGGACAAGGAAAUGGGAACUUGUGUCUCCUGCAUUGAAUCUCAGAGAAGCUUGGAAAGCUGUGAGAUGCCUUGCUGCUUUCCAAGCCUUUCCAAAAUCAGUGGAAGUUCUGGGAGAUUAUGUUGCCCUCUCUUUGGCUUAGGCGAAGGGUAGAAAACUCCCCCAGGUCUUGGGCUGAGAUUGGAAAGUUAUAAGACAUCUGCUUUCCAAGCUUCUCUGAGGAUAAUUGUAAGUGAAGGAGAUUCCCCUAAUAUUCUCAGAAACCUGGACUCUGUUGAAUACAGCAUGAGGUCUUGCAGAUUCCCCUGGCCUCCUCCCAACUCCAGCGAAGGCUGGGUGAUCUUGCCAGAAUAAAAAAUGUGCUCACAAUGGCAAGCUGGAGAAUGCAUUUAUGGACCCCUGAGCAGAACACUUUUGAUUAGAACGUCUGCAGAAUGUGACCAUGGGCUGAGUUAGAUACUUCCCAGAAUAUACUAGCACUUGUAAGUGUUGGGAGGGUUAAAUGAUACAUUUUGAAAUACUAAUUUCCACUAGGGAAAUUGUGAGUUCCUCAAUGCAUUUGUUGUAUUGAUAAACACCAAGUCACCAGCAUUGUGCUGAAUCAACUUUAUGGCUUUUCCAGCAGCUUAAAUGCAACAGGUGGUUUCUCUCAUAAGAGUGUUUAACUUCAACUACAUUAGUAUUGCUGAGCCACCUUGAUUUUUAUUUGAAAAACCAUGUGUAAAAGUCCUGGCCUUUUUGUAAGUUGCAGAUGCAAUUGCUUCCCUCUGCCAUACGUAUUGCUUAGGGUAGUAGUGCCAUCUUUCAAUCUUGAAAUGUGUUUGAAGCAAAAUGUUCAUGUAUAGCCCUGUAUACAGUGUAGAUAAUUAUUUUUGUAAAAUAUGGGGUUAAGUUAAUGAACAAGACUGGAUUUAGUUAUUUCUUCUACUAUAUAAUUCAAGAGUAUUUCUUGCUCAUUAAACUGAACUCUGUUCCCCAUGUAUAUUAUGUUGUUGUAGUACCCUUUUGUAAUUUGUUUUCUGAAUUUAAAAAAAAAAAGAGGAUCAGGUACCGCCCACAUUUGUUGAUGCACUGAUUGGUGAAAAUGUCUGUCAGUUUACCUGAGUCUGCAAUCUCUAUCUAGUAGGUUAGAAUCCAUCCAUAGAGAAAAGUUCUUCCUGUUAACAGAAGGAGGAGGCAAUUUUUAUGACUGUGUUAAUUUCAGUUUUGUAUGUUUAACUUUUAUUAAAAUAAAGUGAUCAAAACCUCUUG
Messenger RNA from Hemicordylus capensis (graceful crag lizard), 2968 nucleotides. It is a transcript of the gene SMNDC1, whose product is annotated as survival motor neuron domain containing 1. The transcript has 6 exons. Gene Ontology annotation, molecular function: RNA binding. Lineage: Eukaryota; Metazoa; Chordata; Lepidosauria; Squamata; Cordylidae. The record is from RefSeq and is a predicted model, not a curated record. The coding region runs from base 156 to 872 and encodes 238 amino acids. Gene Ontology annotation, biological process: regulation of alternative mRNA splicing, via spliceosome; mRNA processing. Gene Ontology annotation, cellular component: cytoplasm; nucleus; precatalytic spliceosome.